UUUUCUUUCUUGUGCGUGCAUUUUCUAGUCAAAAAAGAAAAAAAAAAAAGACCCUAAGCAUCUUCCCUUCUUAAAAUGAACUCCAAAAAUAGACAUUGACCUGUAAUUUGUAAAUCUUUUCAACGUUUCCAUUUCUUUGUGGCAUCUCUGAGAACUGAUUCUUUCUCAGCCCCCAUGAGUGAUUCUCACUGUCUGCCUCCCCUGUCAUCCCUCCUCCCAGACUUUCUUCCCGCCAGAGGCAGGAGCUUGCUGAUAUUCAGGCAUCAGAUUUAGGCGCAUUUCAGCGGGAGGCACGGAGGGAGCCCUGCCAGUGACUGCAUUUAUGUAGCCAAUUUAAGCAACUUAGCCUUUGUAAUUUGAUAUUUGAGUGGCUAAAGCAUCUUGUUAUUUCUGAACGUUUGGGAUUACCCUCCCUUUUGUGCCUUUUGUAAACGGAAGGCUUUUCUGAUGACAUUCUAAUCUUCCCCCGCCUGUGUGCCCUGCAUGGAAGAUUGAACGUUGUCCGUCUCGCUCCGUGCAGAAGGAUCGAGACUAUUAGGCAUUUUAAUAAAAUCAUAUAUACUCUUAGGAGCUCUGCAACAUUCAAACCUUUCCGUUCCCAUGACAGUCAUUUACCCUGAGGCUUCCUAGGCUGUUUGGUUAAAAUAAUAAUAAUAAUAAUAAUAACGGAACAUUUUCAGUUACUAAAUUAACCCCUGGAGAUUGGUCCUGUUUGAGAGUCCCCUCCAAGAGCUCAUGGGCAUUGUAGAGCCUGCGAUAUUUUCGAUAUUUUCGUUAGAGGCAGCAGCAGGCUACAUGGGUCUCAUUGACCUUUGUUCCCUUCAUUUGUUUAAGCAUUCCUUUGGGCUUGGCCUGGGGUUUCUGGGGGACAUGGAACAGCCACCCCUUGGGGGAGAAAGCUGAUUCUCAGGAACACGCGGGUGCAUACUUUGGUGGUUUCACAGCUUGCGAGACGGGUGAGAGCAAGCCCCAGCGGGCGGGAGCCGUGGUGGUUGGUAACUAUAACCUACAGUUCCUGCGGCAUGCUCGGCCUCUGGCGCACGGUGUCCACCCCCGACGGGCAGGCUUGUGACCUUCAUCCGGGCAGAUGACCGGGAAGUGGAGGGAGCCAUGUGUGGAGGUGGCAAUGUGAUGUCCCUGUCCUUUCUCCCACUGUGCGGUCACUGUGUCAGUACGGGGAGGCUGGGAGUCCCCCCGGACAUCUCUUCUGCCCUGUGGAGUGGAGACUGUGUCUAAGCACGGAAUAGACAGAUUUUCCAGGUAGCUCCGUGCAGACGGAGGGAGAUUUGGGUGUUCUAGCUGCCGUUGGACAGCCGGAUGCAAGGUUGGAAACUGGCCCCCGUGUUCACCAGAACCACCUUACUGGACGAAUGAGGAUUCUGUGAUUUCCGCCCCAGGGGGCUGACUGAAGAGAGACAGAGGCUAGUUCUGAAUGCUAGUUCUGCCACCCAGCAGCUUGGUGACCCUGGGUCAAGUUACCUGCCCUGUGUUCCCUUCCAACCCCCCCUUCCAUAUGCAAAUACUGUGUUUCCAUAAUCAAAAUACUAUAAAUAUAGUUUUUUCUCUCUUCAUUGGGGUAGAGUUGACAAAUAAGAAUUGUCCAGAUUUAAGGAAUAAUGCCCUUGGUUUCUUUAUUGGUAAAAUUGGGAUUCAGAGAGCUCGGGGCAAGAUGGAAGUGUUGGUGACGUGGCCGUGCAUCUGUCUUGCCGUGGGUGGGCUGCGGUGUUGGCUGAGUACCCUCACUCCUGUCCCCAUCACACAGUCAGAUGCAGUUGUGGGUUCUUCUGGCUUUGCCAACGCGAAAUUCCCCAGCUUCCCAUGGAGCGGGGCAGCUUUGCUGGCUGGCGGGGGGAAGGGGCCUACUGUGCUGGGGUCUGGGUCACUUCCGUGCUAAUCUAGCAUCUGUCACUGGUCUAAGGUGACACUGGUUCCAGAGCAGAUGCCCUCUGGGUGUCUUGAGUGCCCAGGACGGGGGCCCACUGGGAGCCUUCCCAGCCCCCCUUCUGGCUUUCUGCCCCCCACCCCCCACCCCCCACCCCAGUCGCGGGAGGCCAGGUGUGUGCUCUUCACCGUUUUCCUCACCAGGUGCUUGUAUGCCUGCGCUAGUGUCACACGGUGUGAUGUAGAAAACACCCUUCCUGCCUCCUGAGUCCCCAUCCCGGCCAAGUGUACGCCCAGUACUGGACUGCAGCCCCACUGGUCUGCCCCAGCCCCAGCCCCAGCCCGCGCCCGCGCUUGCCUCCCCAGCUCCCUGCUGCUCUCCGGGAACAGCUGGGCAGAUAACAUGUAGAUAACGGUGCUGGCCUUGCUGGGCGCUGUGGUUCUGUCUGCUGUGUUUUUUUUCACCAACACCUGUUUUCUUCCAGGAUUUGCUUGUCCUUUUAAUGUCCUCUGCUUAGCGUCUUUGAGUCUUUGUGGUUUUUCUUCCACCUUGACCCUUUCUCUCCCCCAGUGAGCCAUCCACCUCCUCCUCCCUUUCCCACCGCGUCUCCCCAGUUAUCUGUGUCUCACGCUGCGCCCUCUCUAAGACUCACUCAGUCCUGCCCAUCUGUUCCGCUGCUUCUCACCUCUGCUCUGGAUUUCCGUGACCAUGGGGCGGGGUCUCCCAGGGCCGUUGGCAUCAGGCAAGGCCCGCAGUGCAUUUCUGUAUGAAGCUCCCCUGCCUGGGCUUGAACUUCUCCCCAGUGUGGGCUGCCUCGCCGCGUGCAGACUGUUGUUGCCUGCCUGCCUGUGCUCCACCCGCCCUAACUACUCCCAGCCCCUCGGGGGGUGACGUCAAAAGUGGGGUUUUUCCCCCUUGCAAUUCAAUGGAAAUUGUAUUUGCUAAAAUUCACCGUUGGUACUCUUGACUCUUGAAUUGGACUUAUCAUCUUCCCUAAACACCAUCUUGUGUGUUACGUUUUUCAGAUAACAGAUACUUCGGUAAAUAGGAAUUAUUUUCAGUGUAAUUGCAGUUUCAGAUAAAUCUUAAAUUUUUUAUUAAUUUCUCUGAAAAUUAGUAAUACAGAGUUGGAAAGAACUGUGCCUGUCAUAAAGUUAUUGUGACAUUCUGAGGAUAGCACAUCACAUCAUAAGCACCAUACGCAUGUUGCUAUUAUUAGUGAAUUUUGAGGCUGUUAACUGUGUGCAUGGUUUACCUAGAUUCACUCCCUCUUUCUUGCUUCCCCGCCAACUAAAACCGGGAAUCACACACCAUUCUGUGGCUAUUUGUGGAACAGAAGAUGAACUCAACUGAAUUCAGUGAAGAUGUAGAAGAAGUUCUAAAAAAUAACACUGUGAAAGUGGAGACAGAGGCCGAAGAUGCUGCCCUGGACUGCUCGGUGAGCUCCAGGUCUUCCGAGAAGCACCCUCUGGACUGCGUCUUCACUGCUCUCCAGGAUUCCAGCAAGCGAAAGCAGCUGGGCAGCGAUGGCCAGCCUGACUCUGUCCCCGGCGUGAAGAGGCGGCGGCUGAUUCCCGAGGCCCUCCUCGCAGGCAUGCGGAACCGUGAGAACAGCUCGCCCUGCCAGGGCAACGGGGAGCAGGCCGGCAGGGGCAAGAACCUGGGCUCCACAUGGCCUGGCGAGGAGGAGCCCUGCGGUGACGUGAGCACCCCGUCCUAUAAGAAGCCCCUGUACGGCAUCUCACACAAGAUCAUGGAGAAGAAGAACCCUCCCGCUGGCGACCUGCUGGGCACAUACGAGCUCUUUGACAAGGCCAACUCCAGCAACAGCCCCUCACCCCUGCGGCUCCUGAAUGAGCCCCAGAAGCGGGACUGUGGCAGCACCGCGGCGGCGGCCACUGCCGACGGGGACCCCAACAUCUACUUUCUGAUCCAGAAGAUGUUCUAUAUGCUCAACACGCUCUCUUCCAACAUGUCCCAGCUGCACAGCAAGGUGGACCUGCUCUCCCUGGAGGUGAGCCGUAUUAAGAAACAGGUGAGCCCCACUGAGCUGGUGGCCAAGUUCCAGCCGCCCCCCGAGUACCAGCUCACGGCGGCGGAGCUCAAGCAGAUCGUGGACCAGAGCCUGUCGGGUGGCGACCUGGCCUGCCGCCUGCUGGUGCAGCUCUUCCCCGAGCUCUUCAGCGAUGUGGACUUCUCCCGCGGCUGCAGCGCCUGCGGCUUUGCGGCCAAGCGCAAGCUGGAGUCGCUGCACCUGCAGCUUAUCCGUGACUAUGUGGAGGUCUACUACCCCUCGGUGAGGGACACGGCUGUGUGGCAGGCCGAGUGUCUGCCGCAGCUAAACGACUUCUUUAGCCGCUUCUGGGCGCAGCGGGAGAUGGAGGACAGCCAGCCCAGCGGCCAGGUGGCCAGCUUCUUCGAGGCGGAGCAGGUAGAUGCCAGCCACUUCCUGGACAACAAGGACCAGGAGGAGGCCCUGUCCCUGGACCGGAGCAGCACCAUCGCCUCAGACCACGUGGUGGACACGCAGGACCUCACCGAGUUCCUGGACGAAGCCUCGUCCCCUGGCGAGUUCGCCGUCUUCCUCCUGCACCGGCUCUUCCCCGAGCUCUUCGACCACCGGAAGCUGGGUGAGCAGUACAGCUGCUACGGGGAUGGCGGCAAGCAGGAGCUGGACCCGCAGCGGCUGCGGAUCAUCCGCAACUACACGGAGAUCUACUUCCCUGACGUGCAGGAGGAGGAGGCCUGGCUGCAGCAGUGCGCCCAGCGCCUCAACGACGAGCUCGAGGGCCUGGCGCUGGACGGAGGCAGUGAGGGUGAGCCGGCGCGCGACGACUGCUACGACUCCUCCAGCCUGCCCGACGACAUCUCCGUGGUCAAGGUGGAAGACAGCUUCGAGGGCGAGCGGCCGGGCCGGCGGUCCAAGAAGAUCUGGCUGGUGCCCAUCGACUUCGACAAGCUGGAGAUCCCGCAGCCCGACUUCGAGGUGCCAGGCACGGACUGCCUGCUCAGCAAGGAGCAGCUGCGCAGCAUCUACGAGAGCAGCCUGUCCAUCGGCAACUUCGCCUCGCGCCUGCUGGUGCACCUCUUCCCCGAGCUCUUCACGCACGAGAACCUGCGCAAGCAGUACAACUGCAGCGGCUCCCUGGGCAAGAAGCAGCUGGACCCGUCCCGCAUCAAGCUCAUCCGCCACUACGUGCAGCUGCUCUAUCCGCGCGCCAAGAACGACCGCGUCUGGACGCUGGAGUUCGUGGGCAAGCUGGACGAGCGCUGCCGGCGCCGCGACACGGAGCAGCGGCGCUCCUACCAGCAGCAGCGCAAGGUGCACGUGCCGGGCCCCGAGUGCAGGGACCUGACGAGCUACGCCAUCAACCCCGAGCGGUUCCGAGAGGAGUUCGAGGGGCCCCCGCUGCCCCCCGAAAGGAGCAGCAAGGACUUCUGCAAGAUCCCCCUGGACGAGCUGGUGGUCCCCUCGCCCGACUUCCCGGUGCCUCCGCCGUACCUGCUGUCGGACAAGGAGGUGCGCGAGAUCGUGCAGCAGAGCCUGUCGGUGGGCAACUUUGCCGCGCGGCUCCUGGUCAGGCUCUUCCCGGAACUCUUCACGGCCGAGAACCUCCGGCUGCAGUACAACCACUCCGGCGCCUGCAACAAGAAGCAGCUGGACCCCACGCGGCUGCGGCUCAUCCGCCACUACGUGGAGGCCGUGUACCCGGUGGAGAAGAUGGAGGAGGUGUGGCACUACGAGUGCAUCCCGAGCAUCGACGAGCGGUGCCGCCGCCCCAACAGGAAGAAAUGCGACAUCCUGAAGAAGGCCAAGAAGGUGGAGAAGUGACGGCUGGGCGCCCCCAG
Messenger RNA from Mustela erminea (ermine), 5731 nucleotides. RefSeq names its product BEN domain containing 3 (gene BEND3). Gene Ontology annotation, cellular component: heterochromatin. The record is from RefSeq and is a predicted model, not a curated record. Gene Ontology annotation, biological process: rDNA heterochromatin formation. NCBI's taxonomy places the organism in Eukaryota, Metazoa, Chordata, Mammalia, Carnivora, Mustelidae. The coding region runs from base 3222 to 5714 and encodes 830 amino acids. Gene Ontology annotation, molecular function: DNA binding. The transcript is spliced from 4 exons.